Molecule: messenger RNA, 3498 nt
Organism: Peromyscus maniculatus bairdii (prairie deer mouse)
Lineage: Eukaryota; Metazoa; Chordata; Mammalia; Rodentia; Cricetidae
Gene: Cdc73
Product: cell division cycle 73
Biological process (GO): positive regulation of transcription elongation by RNA polymerase II; transcription elongation by RNA polymerase II
Cellular component (GO): Cdc73/Paf1 complex
Molecular function (GO): RNA polymerase II complex binding
Source: RefSeq, a predicted model, not a curated record
ACGUGCUCAGCGUCCUGCGACAGUACAACAUCCAGAAGAAGGAGAUCGUGGUCAAGGGAGACGAAGUCAUCUUCGGGGAGUUCUCCUGGCCCAAGAACGUGAAGACCAACUAUGUCGUGUGGGGGACUGGAAAGGAAGGCCAACCCAGAGAAUACUACACAUUGGAUUCUAUCUUAUUUCUACUUAAUAAUGUACACCUUUCUCAUCCUGUUUAUGUCCGACGUGCAGCUACCGAAAAUAUUCCUGUGGUUAGAAGACCUGACCGAAAAGAUCUACUUGGAUAUCUCAAUGGGGAAGCAUCAACAUCAGCCAGCAUAGAUAGGAGCGCCCCCCUGGAAAUAGGUCUUCAGCGGUCUACUCAAGUCAAAAGAGCUGCAGAUGAAGUUUUAGCAGAAGCAAAGAAACCACGAAUUGAGGAUGAAGAGUGUGUGCGUCUUGAUAAAGAGAGAUUGGCAGCUCGUUUGGAAGGCCAUAAAGAAGGGAUUGUACAGACUGAACAGAUUAGGUCUUUGUCUGAAGCCAUGUCAGUGGAAAAAAUUGCUGCAAUCAAAGCCAAAAUUAUGGCUAAGAAAAGAUCUACUAUCAAGACUGAUCUAGAUGAUGAUAUAACUGCCCUUAAACAGAGGAGUUUUGUGGAUGCUGAGGUAGAUGUGACCAGAGAUAUUGUCAGCAGAGAAAGAGUGUGGAGAACAAGAACAACCAUCUUACAGAGCACAGGAAAGAAUUUUUCCAAGAAUAUUUUUGCAAUUCUUCAGUCUGUAAAAGCCAGAGAAGAAGGGCGUGCCCCUGAACAGCGGCCUGCUCCAAAUACAGCUCCUGUGGAUCCCACAUUGCGUACGAAGCAACCUAUCCCAGCUGCCUACAACAGAUAUGACCAGGAAAGAUUCAAAGGCAAAGAAGAAACGGAAGGCUUUAAGAUUGAUACUAUGGGCACAUACCAUGGCAUGACACUGAAAUCUGUAACGGAAGGUGCAUCUGCCCGUAAGACUCAAACUCCUGCAGCCCAGCCUGUACCUAGACCAGUUUCUCAAGCAAGACCACCCCCAAAUCAGAAGAAAGGAUCACGAACACCUAUUAUUAUUAUCCCUGCAGCUACCACUUCUUUAAUAACUAUGCUUAAUGCAAAAGACCUUCUACAGGAUCUAAAGUUUGUCCCAUCAGAUGAAAAGAAGAAACAAGGUUGUCAACGAGAAAAUGAAACACUAAUACAGAGAAGAAAAGAUCAAAUGCAACCAGGGGGCACCGCCAUUAGUGUCACAGUACCUUAUAGAGUAGUAGACCAGCCCCUGAAACUUAUGCCUCAAGAUUGGGAUCGGGUUGUAGCUGUUUUUGUUCAAGGUCCUGCUUGGCAGUUCAAAGGUUGGCCAUGGCUUCUACCUGAUGGAUCACCAGUUGACAUAUUUGCUAAAAUUAAAGCCUUCCAUCUCAAGUAUGAUGAAGUUCGUCUAGAUCCAAAUGUUCAAAAAUGGGAUGUAACAGUGUUAGAACUCAGCUACCAUAAGCGUCAUUUGGAUAGACCAGUUUUCUUACGCUUCUGGGAAACAUUGGAUAGGUACAUGGUAAAGCAUAAAUCCCACUUGAGAUUCUGAAUCACUUGAUUCCUCCAUUUCUGAAAACUUGGUUUAAGAAGCAUGGAUAUAGCUUCAUCUACAGACUGAAACCCAAGCUUUAUGAAUUCAUCAAGAACUUGCAAAUGAAGAAGGCCACAGAGCAGUCUUUUAUAAGACCUUGUUUGAUUCUGUGUGCUUCAAAGGGGCAUUGCCUCCCAUCCAUACAAGCAAACUUUUUUGGCUUACAACUAUUUUUUUAAUAUUAGCCUUCUAGUCUGUAAUGGAAAUUGUAUAUUUUGAUAGAAGCUUUUUCUCUAUUGGUUAAAUUAGCAUUACUUAAAAAAAUUUGUUUCUUUAGAAAUAAAUACAGGUUAUAAAUGUGUGUAUAUUUAGAAGUUAUUAGGCUCUCUAAGCCAUCUUGCUUCUGAUUUUUCAUUGCUCUAUGAUUCCUUUUACUGGAAAAUACUGUCAUGAAUGGUUUUAAAUUUUAGACUCUAGAACUUCAAAACCCUAUCAAAGGGAAGUAACUAUUAAAUCAGUUGAAAGUUGGCCUGUGUGUAUACUAUGUCUAUACUAACUCAUGUUUAAAAAGGAAUAAUGAAAAAUCAAGAACAAGUCUUCAGUUUCGGUUGAAUUCAGCCUUUUCAAGAUUUCUUUUGUAAAUGAAUACAUUUAAUGAAUGUACACUAUCUUUGUUGACUUUGAUGAUUUUAAACUUAAAGUGAUAUAUUUCUAUCUGGGAUAUGUUUCCACUUGAAAAGAAAUCUCAAGAAACAAAGAUUAAAGUAUAAUAGGCUGUAGUGACUCUUACCUAGAAAGCUAAAGUAUGAUUUGGGAGACUUGAGUACGUAUCAGCCUAGUUACAGUGUAACUUGAACUUCUAAGUUUGAUUUUGAUUCUUAUAUGCUAUAGGAUUUUGAGUCUUCUAUUUGUACACAUGUCAACUUGGGACUUCUUAUCUUCCAUUAUCUCUAAAUAUUGAUAAAUUCCCAGGCACCAAAGAACACAUUUGGUUACGUGUCUGAACAGAAACAAGAUAAAAACACUGGUAUUUUUAUGUGUGUGUUCAAUGUGGUAUAAAAUAUAAAACCUAUAUUUUAACUUAGUAAAAUAUUUUACUAUUUCUCUACUUUAGACAGAGUGUUGCAUCCAAGCUGCAAUGAAUGACCAUGCUCUUUGAGUCCUGGUUUUACCUUUUACUAUUUAAAAGGAAUAUUUAUUCCUUGAAACCGUUUUCUGCCAUUAGAGCUCUUGUUGACCAUCCCACCUUGUAUCUUGUUUUCUUCAGUGGCUAUCUCUUAGGUUAUCAAAUUGGGGAACUUGGGGGGUGCAGUAAAACAUUUAGCUCUUCUGUUCUGGUGAGGAUACUUAGCCUCUUUAGAAUUUAAUGCUAUCAUAAAGAUGAGAAAAAAGUAUUAAUUUAUUUUAUUAACUUACUACAAAAAUCAAUUAUCAGUAAAAAUGGAAAAGAUAUUUAUUCAGAUGGAAUUCAGUGGGCUCUCCAGAAGAGAAGCAGCUAUUGUUUCAAAUGACUUUAGUACAUUUUGAAUUUUAGUAGGUUUUGCCCACAAUUUCCUAUUCUCCUGCAUCCUCUUCUUUAUGGCAAAAGAAAACUCAGUUUGUUCAGAGAAUUUCUCAGCAUACAAAUCUAUUCUUAAAUUAUGUAUUGAAUAAACUUUCUCCACAAUGAAAUAGUCAGUGAGUCAAACCUGUAAUACUUUAAUGUAAAAUUACUUGUUAGGACUACUGCAAAGUGGACAUGAACUACUACUACCUUUCCAUAAAGAUGUUUGAUAUUUAUUCUUACUAUCUGAAAUUUACUUGAUAACAGAGUAUGGUUAAAAUUAAUAUCUACUUUGAACAUGGUUUAUUUUUCUAUUUUAAAUUUGCUUUGUGUUUAGUCAAAGGUUUCUGGGUAUACCUGUAACUUAGUAAAUCUAGAACUGUG